Molecule: messenger RNA, 2238 nt
Organism: Cajanus cajan (pigeon pea)
Lineage: Eukaryota; Viridiplantae; Streptophyta; Magnoliopsida; Fabales; Fabaceae
Product: OBERON-like protein
Biological process (GO): regulation of gene expression; root meristem specification; maintenance of root meristem identity
Cellular component (GO): nucleus
Source: RefSeq, a predicted model, not a curated record
CCGGCUGAACCGGUGACCCAGGCGUUGAAAAACACGGAUUGGGUUUCCUCUUCAUGUAGCCUGUUGUGGUCUUGGGUUUUCUUCUUUCACAGCUCAAUCUAUUACUAGGUCAGUGUUGAGUGUUGGAUCAAUCUCAUCAUCUUUAUCACUGGAUCUCUCCUUUGGGUUCAUCAACACGGUACAUCAUCUUCUUUAACAUCAACCAGGGAUUCACUCCAAAAAUGCUACCUCUGCGUCCACAAUCUCAGGUUGGAGGAUUACAGACAUCCCUGUCUCUUGUUUCGUCGGAUCCUCGUCUUUCUCCUGAUGAACCUAGAUCAAACUCCGACAAUCUCCAUGAAUCUCCGGCUGAAAGUGCAAGUUCUCAAGAAACUUGGCCUACAGCUGAUGCAGCUGCAGUAAAGAAGAUGGAGAAUGGAAAAGCGGAGAUUAAUUGCCUUGAUCAGAAAGUUAUCCACCGGGUUUCUAGUGCAGACAAAGUUACUCUACAGGACAUUGCAAGAGAGAACCUCGGUAUGAUUUGUGAAAAAAUGCAUCGUCUACCUGAGGAAUAUCUUGAAGAGCUGAAGAAUGGACUUAGAGUUAUCCUUGAGGGAGGGAAUGGUUCGCAGCAUAGAGAUGAGUUUUUCAUUUUGCAGAAGCUUGUUCAGAGUAGAACUGAUUUAACAGCCAAGACACUUGUCAGAGCACAUCGAGUGCAGCUCGAAAUCCUUGUUGCGAUAAAUACCGGAAUUCAGGGAUUUUUGCAUCCUAGCAUCAGUCUGUCACAGACUUCCCUGAUUGAGAUCUUUGGCUAUAAGAGAUGCAGAAACAUAGCGUGCCAAAACCAGCUUCCGGCGGAAGAUUGCACCUGUGAAAUAUGCACCAACUCUAACGGUUUCUGCAAUCUUUGCAUGUGUGUGAUCUGCAACAAGUUUGACUUUGAGGUGAAUACAUGUCGCUGGAUUGGAUGUGAUUUGUGUUCUCAUUGGACUCACACAGAUUGUGCCAUUCGUGAGCAACUUAUUUGCAUGGGCCCUUCUUUGAAGAGCGGAGCAGGACCAAGUGAGAUGGUUUUCAGGUGUCAAGCAUGCAAUAGGACUUCAGAACUGUUGGGAUGGGUUAAAGAUGUCUUCCAGCACUGUGCACCGUCAUGGGAAGGAGAGGCCUUACUGAGGGAACUUGAUUACGUUAGUAGGAUCUUUCAUGGGAGUAAAGAUCCCCGAGGAAGGAAGCUAUUUUGGAAGUGUGAUGAUCUCAAGGAAAAGUUGAAAACUAAAAAAUUGGAUUCAAAGGCUGCUUGCAGGGCAAUAUUGAUGUUUUUCCAAGAGCUUGAGGUGGACUCUGCAAAAGGCCUGGAAAAUGGAGAAAGUGGAAGGUUGAUUGCUCCGCAAGAUGCAUGCAAUAGAAUUGCAGAAGUGGUGCAGGAGGCUAUAAGAAAGAUGGAAAUGGUAGCUGAUGAAAAGAUGAGGAUGUUCAAGAAGGCUCGCUUGUCUCUUGAAGCUUGCGAUCGUGAACUAGCUGACAAGGCCAGGGAAGUGGCAGAACUCAAGAUGGAGAGACAGAAAAAGAAGCUGCAGAUAGAAGAGCUGGAGAAAAUUGUGAGGCUCAAAAAUGCAGAGGCUGAUAUGUUCCAAUUGAAGGCUAAUGAGGCUAAACGAGAGGCUGAGAGGCUUCAGAGGAUUGCUCUUGCCAAACAAGAUAAAUCAGAAGAAGAAUUUACCAGCAACUACUUGAAACAACGAUUAAACGAAGCCGAGGCGGAGAAGCAGUAUCUUUAUGAGAAGAUCAAAUUGCAGGAGAGUUCUCGAGCUUCACAGAGCAGUAGUGGCGGUGACCCCUCUCAAAUGCUCAUGUAUUCCAAAAUCCAUGAUCUGCUGUACAGUGUUCCUUCCAAAGCUGACAGUCAGGGUAAUGAGCGCCACCCUUUUCGGACAAAUCCAUGAGAGUCCGUUGUGUUUGUGAUGCCAAUCAUUUUCCAUGUUAUGGCUAAGUAAGUCCCUUUGACUAAUUUAGGAUGAGCUUCUUUUAUGGCAAUGAAUGUAGCCAUCAUCUUCAUUAGUUUUAUUUCCUCUUUUUUACAAGGAGAUAUUGGUAAAGGCUUAAAUAUGUUUGAAACUAGGUUUGUUCUAGGCAUUGUUAAUAUGCUUUUUGUAAGGAAUUGUUGACUGUUGCAUAUUUUGUGGCUACCGGUAAAGUUGACUAAGAUGUUUGACAAUGUGAGUGUGAUUGCUUAUAUAAUCUUUAAUAUUUGAGUCA